AUGAAUUUGUUGGUAUGUUUUGCCUUCAUACUUGAUCCAAGAAACAAGAAACAAUUUUUGGAAAUUAUUUUGGAUGAUCAUUAUGAGCUUGAAGGAAAAGCAAUUGUUGAAUUAAAGAAAAUACACAUAAAGAAUGAAUUAAAAGCUUUGUAUGAAGAUUCAUGCCUGUCAUCUACUACUUCUUCAACUUCAACAUUAAGAAAACGGUCAAACUCCAAUAAUCCUACAUCUACCACAACAAAUUCCAAUCAUGGAGAUAGGUUGAGAAAUAGGAUGAAAAAGAGCCAAACAUCCUCAUCAUCAAUUAGUGAAUUGGAUAAGUAUUUGGGUGAAAGUGUUGAAAAUUUUGAUACAAAUGGUAGUUUUGAGAUAUUACUUUGGUGGAAGGUAAAUAGCCUGAGAUUUCUAAUUUUAUCUCGUAUGGCUAAAGAUUUGUUAGCUAUUCCGAUCUCAACCAUGGUUUCGGAGUCGGUGAACUCAUCCAACAUUGAUGAUUUUGCUGAAGUUCUGGAUACAGAGUUGGAUUCCACAUCUGAUACCUCUCCUGAACAAAAAGAAGAUGCCAAUGAGACAUAUGAUCAUAUGGAUAUAAAUAGGACAAAAAGGCAAAAGAUCGAUGAUGUGUUAGAAAAUGUAGAAACAUCAAUGAAGAAGGACAUAUGCACACAUCCUGGUACUAUUGUAGGAAUGUGCUUCAAGUGUGGAGAAAAAAUGGAUAAAAAAACCGGUGUUGCAUUUAGGUACAUACACAAGGUUCUAAGGCUUACUAAGGAUGAGAUCACUCGUUUGCGUGAAAGAGAUUUAAAGAAUCUUUUUAGCCAAAAAAAGCUAUGCUUAGAUCUUGAUUUAGAUCACACCUUACUUCACUCAACUCAAAUUACAGAUUUAACCCAAGAAGAAGGAUAUUUAAUGAACCAAAGUGAACAUACACAAGAUGCAUUAAGAGAGAGUCUCUUCAAACUAGACUCCAUUCAAAUGUUAACAAAGUUAAGACCUUUUGUUCACACUUUCUUGAAAGAAGCAAGUGAACUCUUUGAAAUGUACAUUUACACAAGGGGAGGAAGAGCUUAUGCUCUAGAAAUGGUUAAUCUGAUUGACCCUAAAAAGGUUUACUUUGAUUCAAGAGUGAUUGCUCUAACUGAUUGCCCUAAAACGCAUCACAAAACCCUUGAUGUGGUUCUUGUUCAAGAAACUGCUAUUCUAAUUCUUGAUGAUACAGAAAGAGUGUGGGGUAAGAAGGACAAGGAGAAUCUUAUUUUGAUGGAAAGAUAUCAUUUUUUCGCUUCAAGUUGUAAAGAAUUAAGAUGCAAAGGUUAUAAAUCAUUAUCUGAAUUGAAAUUGGAUGAAAGUGAAGUUGAUGGAGCUCUUGCAAGAAUUUUACAAGUGCUCAAGCGAAUCCAUCAUAUGUUCUUUGAUUUGGAACUUGGAGAUAAUUUCACAGGUCGAGAUGUAAGACAGGUGAUGGGGACAGUUCGUGGUGAAAUCUUGAAGGGGUUGACACACAUCAUUUCCAUAGAUGGUGAACAUGAGAGGUGUCAUUGGGCGACUCAACAAAACAAGUUUUUGGUUCAGCCACGGUGGUUAGAAGCCGCAAAUUACUUGUGGAAGAGGCAACCCGAGGAGAUAUUUGUUGUGAUUGUAAAGGAAAUCAAAGAGAACACGUGA
Molecule: messenger RNA, 1665 nt
Organism: Lactuca saligna
Lineage: Eukaryota; Viridiplantae; Streptophyta; Magnoliopsida; Asterales; Asteraceae
Source: the annotation of a GenBank genome assembly